This is a messenger RNA of Scleropages formosus (Asian bonytongue), 5648 nucleotides long. Its product is annotated as SUN domain-containing ossification factor-like. Gene Ontology annotation, biological process: protein folding in endoplasmic reticulum; regulation of bone remodeling. Gene Ontology annotation, cellular component: cytoplasm; membrane. The coding region runs from base 281 to 4162 and encodes 1293 amino acids. The record is from RefSeq and is a predicted model, not a curated record. NCBI's taxonomy places the organism in Eukaryota, Metazoa, Chordata, Actinopteri, Osteoglossiformes, Osteoglossidae. The transcript has 24 exons.
CCGCAGCGGCGGCGGCACGCACCAUACGGCUCGCGCAACAACACGGCGAUGAGGAGCGGGCGGAGAGGGAUAGAGGAGUGCUGAGGGGGAGAGCCGCGGCAGCAGGGCAGCUAUUAAACAGCGCGCUCGCCCAUACAGACAUUAAAUACCCAAAGUUCCGCAAGGAGCCGAGACACCGUGCGAGCGAAAACACACACACGGCUUCAAUCCGGCAGUCGCAGAGAACACAGAGGGAAAACCCCAAGAAGAGAGCGAGGAUGUUGGUCCCCGCGGGAAGAUAAUGAAGAAGAGACUGCGCGUCGUGUCGCUGUGCCUCGCCGUAGCUCUCCUGCGCUGGUACCCCAGUCAUGUCCGCUGUUCAGAUGAGACCUCUGCUAGCCCGUUACUGCUUGCACAGGAUAGAAUCCCUGAGGCAAAGCAGGAGGAGGGGUCUGAAGACAAGCAAGCUGAAGAGGAAUGGCCGACUCCUGCCAAGUUGUCCUACGACGUGGGCCUGGAGGCAGAGAGGGCUUUGCUAGAACAGGUGUCGACACAGGACUGCAGAGAGGAUGAGGACAGAGACCAGACUGUGAAAAUGGCAGAGCCUGCUGUGCCAGCCAAGUCAGAACCAGUGACUGACUCUGAGCCAGAGCCACAACCUGAGUCUGAGCCAUCUGCCAGUCAAGACCAGACUCUGCUCACCGGAGCUGCCCCUGCUACCCCCGCUGCUGCCCCCGAGACCCCUGAGAUGGCUCCUGGCGACAUUCUGAGCACUCCUACCUCACACAUUACCACCCCCAGCACCCCUUCUAGUGCAAUAGGGGCUCCCAGUGCUGACUCCCCUGUAGACAGCUCAGUUGAUGCUGUGCAGUCAGCCCCUGACUGUGAGGUCACGGGCCGCCCCGUGGCACUCUCUCCCAGUGACCCCCCUCCCUUUGGCAGCAAGCUUGGCAGUCUGGUUGAAGAUCACAUAGAGAAUGCCUCCAGCACCCAGGGACACAGCAAGGGGACCAAGACAGAUCUCGACCUGCUAACUCAUGUGGACCAGAGUGUGCCAGAGCUGAAGCAUGGUGGGGUUACCUCCCACGUACCUGAGGAGGAUAACCCACCUCCUGAUGUACCUGUAGUCAAAGAGACGGACCCCUCAGUGCCCAGCAAAGAAGACAUCCCAACUUUUGAUGAGUGGAAGAAAAAGGUUAUGGAGGUUGAGAAAGAGAAAAGCCAGUCCCUGCAUACCACCUCCAGCGGAAGCUCACACACAGUGAAGAAGGUACAGAAGAACUUCAACAACUAUGCCUCUGUCGAGUGUGGGGCCAAAAUCUUGUCGGCCAACGCCGAGGCCAAGAGCACCUCUGCAAUUUUGAUGGAGAACAUGGAUCUUUACAUGUUAAACCCCUGUAGCACCAAGAUUUGGUUUGUCAUUGAACUGUGUGAACCUAUUCAAGUCAAACAGCUGGACAUCGCAAAUUUUGAACUCUUCUCUUCCACUCCCAAAGAUUUUUUGGUCUCCAUCAGUGACAGAUAUCCAACCAACAAGUGGAUCAAGCUGGGCACAUUCCAUGCCCGUGACGAGCGAACAGUGCAGAGCUUUCCUCUGGACGAACAGCUGUAUGCCAAAUAUGUGAAGAUGUUCAUCAAAUACAUAAAGGUUGAACUGAUUUCCCACUUUGGAUCUGAGCACUUUUGUCCCCUGAGUCUGAUCAGAGUGUUUGGUACCAGUAUGGUGGAGGAGUAUGAGGAGAUAGCAGAACCGCAGUAUGCCUCUGAGAGACUGGAAUACCUGGAUGAGGACUAUGAUUACCCACCUGGCUAUGUACCAAUGGAAGACAAAUCUUCUAAGAACCUCUUGGGAUCGGCAACAAAUGCCAUUCUGAACAUGGUCAACAACAUUGCUGCCAAUGUGCUGGGGGCAACACCAGAGCUUGAAAAAGGGGCAGAUGCAGAAGCCAACUUUUCCACUGAAGCGGAGAAUGUGACGAUCACGUCCACAGACUCUGCAUUGAGGUCCAGCCUGCCCUCCACCCCGAGCCCCGCCCCCUCCUCCCCUUCAGGUCAACUGGACACUUUGGGGUUGAGCCCUUCUGCAAAGGAAGAAGAAGUGAUGGCUGUCACAGAGUCCCCUGCUCCAGCACUCCCAGAAGAGAGCCGCAUUGUGACGUUGGUGCUGGAAGAUGAGGAGGAGCCCAGCCAGUCAACGGUCACCCUCCUGGAGGAGGAGGAGGAGGAGGAGUCAGAAGAAGAGCCAAAGGAGGAGCGGGGCCCUGACCUGCGGCAACAAGAGAGCCUCACACAGUGUGGUGGCCUAUUUGCCCUGUCCUGCGUUGCCACCCUGCAGGAGUUCCUGCACCGCUGCUGUUCUGUAGCUGUGGCUCGGCAACGUGCACGCAGUGGCCACCGGAAGGGACGGGAUUCUCAGGCCAGGAUCCACACUGUACCAGCACUGCCAAAUGCUCCCCCCUCACCGUCAAAGCAGGAGCUACCGUCACACAUGGAGAAAGACAUGGAAACGGGGCACUCUUUGCCGAAAGAGGAAGUGGUCAUCACAGUGGACUCAUCCUCUGUCCCGCUGUCCCCCCUCGCCAAGGACGUUGUGGGGCUUGCCCCUGAGCCAACCCUGCUUGAGCCAAGCCAGACAGCUUCCUUUCCCCAUUUCAGCAUCUUUGAAGCCAGUCUGCCUGUGGUCACACCCACAGAGCAAAUCCCAGAGACUUCUGGUGGAGCUGAUCUUGACACGAGUGCACGAUUAUUGAACGGUGUCCCCGAAACUCAGUUGGAUGGAAGAAGCCCUUCCACCAGCAGUGCCUCCAGCAGCACCCCUAGCUCUUUGGUGGAGCACCCCAGUUUGGUCUCCACACAGCCUGAUCCACAAUCCCACACAAUGCUGGAGCAUUCCUUUCAGUCCUUCCCUACAGCUACCCAGGUCUCUGAUGUCCUUAAUCCAUCUGAUCAUCCAGUCACCUUUCCUGAGACAGAUGCUGAUAAGCUAGCGUCAGAAGAGCCCCCCAGAGCUGGCCCUGUGGUGGAGCCCUCCGAGGCGCCAGUGCUCCACCUGGAGCCUAAAGUCGAGGAACCCAUGGAGGACAGUGUUCUGACACCGACCUCUGGCAGUGGCCCACUACCUCGUACUGCCACAGAUUUCUAUGCUGAGCUGCAGAACUCCUCUGAGCUAACCUACAGCAAUGGCAACGGCAACCAGGUACACGGCUCCAACCAGAAGGAAUCUGUCUUCAUGAGGCUCAAUAACCGCAUCAAAGCCUUGGAGAUGAAUAUGUCUCUUAGCAGUCGCUACCUAGAGGAGCUCAGCCAGAGGUAUCGAAAGCAGAUGGAGGAAAUGCAGCGGGCCUUUAACAAGACCAUUAUAAAGUUGCAGAAUACAUCCAGGAUUGCAGAGGAGCAGGAUCAGAGGCAGACUGAAUCCAUCCAAGCCUUGCAAAGUCAGCUGGAGAAUGUCACACAGCUGGUACUGAACUUGUCCCUCACAGUCAGCCAACUGCAGAAUGAGGUGUCAGACCGGCAGAGCUACUUGGUGGUGUCCCUGGUGCUGUGCCUGUCACUCAGCCUCCUAUUGUGCAUCCAGUGCUGCCGAGGCUCUGCCGCCCCUCCCCCAAACUCAAACUCUUCCCUCCCCAAGAGCAACCACUAUCCCAGUCCCAAGAGGUGCUUCUCUUCAUAUGACGACAUGAGUCUGAAGCGGAGAGUCUCAUGCCCUCUUGUGCGGUCCAAGUCAUUCCAGUUCCCCCCUUCAGAAGUAGGUCCAGAUGACUUGUACAUUGUAGAACCUCUAAGGUUUUCGCCCCAAAAAAAGAAGAAGCGAUGCAAGAUGAAGGGCGACAAGGUGGAGACACUGAAGCCUUCCGUCCCCGGGCUGCUAGUAGCUAACGGAGGGCCUAAGUGCAAUGGCACCCCACCGCCGCCGGGGGAGGCCUGCCCACCUCCCUCUAAGGACCCUACCUCCGAGGGUGGCUCCGAAGGCUCCUGUCACUCAGACGAGCCACUCUCCAGCAGCCAGCCUGCGCCCAUGACCCGGAUGGAGAAGAAGGCAUUCAAGCGCCGUCGCUCCCGGCUGAAUGAGCAGGGCCGGAGCACGCGGGAGCUGCUGCCAACUCUGGAGGACAUUAUGAAGGGAAGCAAAGAUAUGGGCAUCGGGACCUUUGGGGUGACAGCGGUUUCGGGCCAAGUCUGAUAUUUGCACCAUCACCACCCCCACUCGACCACCCUCUCUCUGUUGUUUUUCCUCUUCUGGCCCUCACCCUCACCUGAGUGGAAUCCCCUCCACUGACAGGGGGCAGAAAUGGGGAGGUGAACAGGACUUGCCGGCCAUGGCUUGGGGAUGGCUGAGAGAUCCUCCACUAUCAUGGCGGCAAGCACAGGACAGUGAUUCCCCUGACCUUACACAUGCGCUCUUGAAACCUCUUGUUUAUGUGCCUUUUGGUCCCUUUUAGAGCUUUGAUAGGUUGAAGAUCUUUUUUUCUUUUCAGGAGAGCAUUCUUAUAAAAAGAGGAAAAAAAUAAGAGGAGAUCAUUUUAGCGUGGUUGGAUUUUUUCUACAGGAUUAGCACAGUGUUUGGAUGGAAUAUGCAUAGCGUCUGGAGUCCUGCGCUACAGCUGGCGGUGAGCAGGAUGGGAGUCCAGACAGAGCAGGCAGGGAAGAGCCCGGAAGCCUUUCUGUGUUUUGGAGAUAUAUAAAGCUACUCAAAUUGGCAUGAAGUGUGCAGCAAGACAGGUCCAUUGUUUUCUUUGGUUUUCUCAUUUCAUUUCCUUUCCUUCAGUAUAACACUAAACUACCUUCUUUGUGGGACCAGUGUUUUUUUCGUGCAUUUAGAACCCAAACCUCUUAAAGCAACAAUGUGCAACGGGUGAUUGUGGAAGGGAGUAUAUACUGCCAUGCCCCUUACUAUAAUUUAGUCCUCCUUUAACCUGAAAGUGUUACCGAGCAUGUGACUCAUUCAUUCUGUAUGCUUCUUAAGCAAGUCAAGAAUGGCCCUGUAAUCAACACUCACAUCCUUAUGUGAAACAGGAUUUUAUUUCCUCACCACAUCUGAAAUCCAGCAAACCCAACUCAACAGUGGUGUGUGGGGGAGGGAAUGUUGCUUCGACUAGUUUGUGUGAAGACGUCACAGUCAACAGAAAGGUCCUUGCAGGUCUGGCUCUGCCAAUGGUUAUAUUUAUGUAUUUAUUUAUUUAAGUGUUGCGCAUGUCUCCCUGCCUGAGAUUUACUGUUGGGAAAUUCCUCCAAGAUCAUUUUUGUGUCCACUGUAAUGACCAGAAUAAUGGCACACAGCAUGGUACUGAAACACUGUUUUUGUCAAAUCUGUUUUUACCUUGAAAAUGGAGCUGUUGUUGCUUUAUACACAACUGCCGUGGAAUACAAGAUUUUACAGUAAAAAUUAGACUUGUAUGUGCCAGAAAGUAUUUGACACUUCUUGUACAUUUUCUGUCCCUGGCCCAUCAGGGGUUGCAAUUCACAGUGCAAGGACAAACUUGUUACAGCCCUUGGUUCCUUUGCGUUUCCUGAUAAGCUCUGUAGUUCAGCACAUUGGCAUUUGCACUCGUUUGGUUCCACUCGGCACAGCUUCCCUGAGUCCUGUAUCUUUGAAGCACUCCCAAAGUCCUUUCUCCUUUUUCCACUAGUCGCCUUGUUGAAAGAAGUCUGUCCUUUUGAAUAGUUUU